UGUCUAUAAUGUUUUAAAUAUAAUAACUGUUUCAGGGACAUAAUAAAUAUAUAAAAAGGCAUCAAAGUGAUCAGAAUAUUUCAUAGCAGUAGUUUAUUUCAGUACAUGAAGGUUCACUUUUAUGUUCUUUCACUUCAUAAUCCUCAUUUUGAAUUACUUUAAUAUACUGAAAAUUAACUAUUUUUGUAAUUUCAGAGCUGACGGAAGAGAGUGAGGAGAGUGAAGAACUGAGUGAAGUGGAGGAGAAACAUCAUGACAAACCUGAAGAAAAACCUUUGAGUCACUCAAAGACUAAAAAGACAUUUCUAAUGAAAAGAGACAAGAAAUUGUUCACCUGCACUCAGUGUGGAAAGAGUUUCUCAACCAAACAACAUCUUAAGAUUCACAUGAGAGUUCAUACUGGAGAGAAACCAUUCACAUGUGAUCAGUGCGGGAAGAGCUUCAAACAAAAAGGACAUCUUAAGGAUCACAUGAGAGUUCACACUGGAGAGAAGCCGUUCACAUGUGAUCAGUGUGGAAAGAGUUUCACUAACAAACAAAAUAUUGAUGUUCACAUGAGAGUUCAUACAGGAGAGAAGCCGUUCACAUGUGAUCAGUGCGGGAAGAGCUUCACACAAAGAGGAAAUCUUAAGAGUCACACGAAAGGUCACACUGGAGAGAGACCAUUCACAUGUGAUCAGUGUGACAAAACAUUUCUAUGGGCAUCAAACCUGAAGAGACAUCUGAGAGUUCAUACAAAGGAGAAGCCACAUUCAUGUUCUGUUUGUGGAAAGAGUUUUUCACUGCUGUGUAGUUUACAUAAACAUGAGAAAAUUCACACUGGUGUGAGAGAGUAUGUGUGCUUUGAGUGUGAGAAGACUUUUAUUACAGCAAACCAUUUAAAACUGCACCAGAGAAUUCACAAUGGAGAAAAACCUUACAAGUGUUCACACUGUGAUAGUAGAUUCAGUCAGUCAUCAGAUCUGAAAUCACACAAGAGGAUCCACACUGGAGAAAAACCUUUCAAGUGUUCAUACUGUCACAAGAGAUUCAGUCGGUCAUCAUCUCUGAAAAGACAUGAGAGGAUUCACACUGGAGAAAAACCUUUCAAGUGUUCACACUGUGACAAGAGAUUCAAUCAGUCAUCAUCUCUGAAAACACAUGAGAGGAUCCACAGUGGAGAAAAACCUUUCAAGUGUUCACACUGUGACAACAGAUUCAGUCGGUCAUCAUCUCUGAAAACACAUGAGAGGAUUCACACUGGAGAAAAACCUUUCAAGUGUUCAUACUGUGACAAGAGAUACACUCAGUCAGUAAAUCUGAAAACACAUGAGAUGAUCCACAGCAGAGAGAAGCUGCACACGUGUGAUCAGUGUGGAAAGAGUUUCUCUUUUAAAAGUCACCUGAAGAUACACAUGAAGAUCCAUGCAGUGGAGAAACCACAUCACCACAGUCUGAAAUGAAGUAGUUCAUUUUUAUGUGCUGAAUAAAAAAAUCUCUUCUGUGUAAGUUAGCCACAGCCAAAUCUCUCCUCUCCAGCUAUACAGGUCCUUCUCAAAAAA
Messenger RNA from Megalobrama amblycephala (Wuchang bream), 1541 nucleotides. Its product is annotated as zinc finger protein 235-like. Gene Ontology annotation, molecular function: DNA-binding transcription factor activity; RNA polymerase II cis-regulatory region sequence-specific DNA binding; zinc ion binding. The record is from RefSeq and is a predicted model, not a curated record. The transcript is spliced from 2 exons. Lineage: Eukaryota; Metazoa; Chordata; Actinopteri; Cypriniformes; Xenocyprididae. The coding region runs from base 309 to 1442 and encodes 377 amino acids. Gene Ontology annotation, biological process: regulation of transcription by RNA polymerase II.